AUGGAUAGUCUACUUAAACAUGAACGUUUUAAUGUCAAUCCAAAUAUUAGUGGUUCCUCUCAACAGCGGUCCCAUUGGUACAGAACAUUCGAGAACUUUGUAUCAUCAACGGAAAUGGACGAUGUGAGGAAGUUCAGUCUUCUUGUUAAUUUCGUUUGUCCCUUAGUCUACUCUUAUAUAUCAGAGUGCUCUGGAUUUCAGGAUGCCAUUAAGACUUUGACUGCCUUAUAUGAGAAGCUUAUAAAUGUAAUUUUCGCUUGUCAUUGUCUAAUUAAUCAUCAUCAACAACCCAAUGAGUCCAUUGACAAAUAUUAUCAGAAUCUUAGGACAUUAAGUAAGGACUGCAACUUUACCUCUGUCUCGGCAGAAGAGUAUAAAAGUGAAUAUGUACGUGAUGCUUUUAUUGCAGGAUUGUUAUCACCUCAGAUACGACAGCACCUUUUGGAAAGCCAUACUUUAAAACUCGUAGAUGCCUUAUCACAAGUCCAUGCUUUAGAAUUUGCCUGUGUUCAGUCUGAAACUUUUGUCUCUAAUACUAGUAAAGUAAGCACUAUUCAUAUUUUCAACGAAAAGGAGUUGGCGGAAGAGAAUUUAAAUAAUACCAAAGAUAAUUCUUUACCCUCACAUGUGCUGGCUGCCACUGAAUGUAGGUGUCCUUAUUGUGGCUACAUGAAGCACCUUCACAACAGAUGCCCUGCUAGAAACGAAGAUUGCAACAAAUGA
Messenger RNA from Centruroides sculpturatus (bark scorpion), 723 nucleotides. RefSeq lists its product as uncharacterized. The record is from RefSeq and is a predicted model, not a curated record. Lineage: Eukaryota; Metazoa; Arthropoda; Arachnida; Scorpiones; Buthidae. Bases 1 to 723 code for a protein of 240 amino acids. The transcript has a single exon.